CGGUCAUGCGAUAUGGGUAUGUGUGCCUCAUCCUUCCAGCAGAUACCUUACCGCGAUCACCCCACCUACUUUACCGCCAUUAUGUAUUUUCCCGCUAUCGGACAAUUUCCCGCCAUCUGCGACCGCGACCGCGACCGCCAAAGGGAUGGACUGCGUCUCUCCCCCAUAGGAAUCUUCUGCCUCUCUCCUGCCAUAGCAGCAGCAGAAACGAGAGCAUGAUCCAUAGAUUGGAGGCGGCUGGAGUAGGAGUAGGAGGAGGAGGAGGAGGAGGAGGAGAAGACGGUGUAGAAAGGAGGAGGAGGAGGGAGAAAGAGGAGGAGGAGGAUGAAAGAGGAGAGUGUGGGAGGGGAAGCGAGCAGGAGGAGGAGGGAGAAAGAGGAGGAGGACGAAGGAGGAGAGUGUGGGAGGGGAAGCGAGCAGGAGAAGGGAAGAGGUGGAAUAUAGUGGGGAAGGAGAAGGUGCAGGGAGGAGGAGGAGGAGGAGGAAUGUACAUCACUCUUGGCGUUGUGUGGGGGCGAGCCGAGGCCGGAGAAAGGCUUACGAAAAAAAUGGCAGGAGCAAUGGUGGUGGACCCCCAGGAGAAGGAGAUUCACAGCAGUAGGCACCUUAAGGGAAUGACUGAUGGGCAUCCUUUCAGACCGACCCUCGCUGCAGCUAAGGGUAUUGGUGACGAUACCACCAAUCUUGUAGUCAUGGACUUAACUUCUCCUGCGUACAUGGUGUGGGGCGCCACGACCGACGUAGGCAAGACGGUCGUAUCUGGAGGGCUUGCAGCUGCUGCACUCAGAUCUAGAAGCCCAUCUGCAUCUGCGGCGGAAAGACAUGUUACGUAUGUCAAACCCGUCCAGACUGGGUUUCCUGCUGACUCGGACUCGCGGGCAGUUUAUACGUCGGUUGUGAAGAUGAUGAUGGCGAGGAAUGGGGAUGGCGUUGAUGGAAUUGUAACGCCAUCUGCUACUUCGAUGGAACCGCGGUUACCAUCAUGGUUAUCGGAGACCUCGGCGCUGACUGAAAUGUCUGUGUGGCAACAGUCAGUGGGCAGAGAGGGGGAGGGGGAGGGGGAGGCCCAGGCUGCUUGUGCCACUCGUCAGGAGGACACGCGUUUGUUCUUAGAGUGUCUCACCUUGUGGGCAUGGAAAAAUCCGGUAUCCCCCCAUUUAGCGGUAGAAAUGGAGGGGGGUCUGAUUAAGGAUGAGACAGUGGUGGAGGGGGUGAAGAAUGUGCUUUGGCACUUUGCAAGGCAGGGAAAGGGGCAGGGGCAGGGGAAGGGGAAGGGUGGCUUGACCUGUCCAGGUGCAGAUCAUGAGCAUGGAGAAGAAUUAAGGAGGCCUGUACGUCAGGAUUCUUCUGGCAGCUUGUCAAUUGUGGAGACAGCUGGGGGUGUGGCGAGUCCUGGACCAUCUGGGACACUCCAGUGUGAUUUGUAUAGGCCCUUGCGGAUGCCCGCAUUGCUGGUGGGUGAUGGGAGAUUGGGAGGUAUUUCCACAACGAUCUCCUCGUAUGAAUUGCUGCGCCUUAGAGGGUACGAUGUCGACGCAGUUGUCAUGAUUGACUACGGACUAGGCAAUGCCGCAGCCGUACGCAGGCAUCUUCCCGCAAGCAUAGUUGUUGUGGACCUGCCACUGUUGCCUGCUGCUGCUGAUUCUUCUCCGGACCCUCUGGAUGUAUGGUUGUUAGAAACAGAGGGCAGGUUCAUGGAUCUUCUUGACAGCCUCAAGAGAGCUCAUCAGAGUAGAAGGGCUCGGAGGGAAGAGCUGGCGCGCACGGCCACCGAGAUUCUAUGGUGGCCAUUCACCCAGCACGGGCGGAUGAGGGAGGAGGAUGUCACAGUCAUUGACUCCAGGCUUGGAGAUAGCCUUGCAGUUUGGAGAAGAGUUCCCCAUGUGAGCAGCAGAGUUGAUCGCAGGGACCAGAGUGGAGGGGGAGGCGAUAAAGAUGAUGAUGAUGAGGAGGGCGAGGACCUGAUCGUUAAGCAGUUUGAUGGGUGUGCAAGUUGGUGGACUCAAGGGCCCAAUCUCCGUCUUCAGCUGCAGUUAGCUCAGGCAGUAGGCCGUGCGACGGGGCGGUAUGGCCAUGUGAUGUUUCCAGAAGUUGCCAAUGAACUUUCUGUGAAGUGUGCAGAAAUGCUUCUUGCUGGAGUGGGGAAGGGGUGGGCAAGAAGAGUCUUUUUCUCGGACAACGGGUCCACGGCGGUCGAGGUGGCGCUGAAGAUGGCGUUCCGAAUGUAUGCCAUCGAGCGGGGACUGAUUCGCUCAGGUCGGCAGCUUGGAUCUUCAUCUGACUUGCAGAUUCUGGGGCUGACAGGCUCUUAUCAUGGGGAUACCCUGGGCGCGAUGGACGCACAGGCGCCCAGCGUGUUCAACGGCUUCUUGCAGCAACCGUGGUAUUCGGGGAGGGGUGUUUUUCUAGAGCCACCGAAAGUCGAAUACAAAGCAGGUCUUUGGAGGAUCAAGGUUCCGCCGGCCUAUGGCGAUGGCAUAAAAGCUGGAGAACUUGGCGAUGAUGACAUUCAAGGGGUUUGCUGCUUUUCCUCCAGGGAUGAAGUGUUCGACUUGGGACGCCGUAAUGCAUCACCCCUCGUGACCAUUUACAGGAAGUUCAUCGACAGCAGCUUGCAGAAGCAUGAUGAUCAUCAAAGAGCACCACCGGAGGGUCCUCGGGUUGCGGCCUUGAUAAUCGAAACUGUUCUUCAUGGGGCUGGAGGCAUGGAGAUGAUUGACCCCUUGUUCCAGAACGUUCUCGUUGGUGAGUGUAGGAAACGUGCGAUUCCUGUCGUCUUUGACGAGGUUUUCACGGGGUGCUGGCGGCUGGGAAGAGAAUCAUCCAUGGAGCUCUUAGGCUGUGUUCCUGACAUUGCCUGCUAUGCGAAGUUGAUGACCGGUGGCGUUGUUCCACUGGCAGCGACGCUGGCGACGGGCUGUGUUUUCGAUGCAUUUAAAGGGGACAGCAAGAUUGAAGCGCUCUUGCAUGGCCAUUCGUAUUCCGCACACCCAAUCGGCUGCAGUGCAGCCAUCGAGGCUUUGUCGUCGUUUUCCAACCUGGUGGUGAACCCGAACUACGUGCCUGACAAGCACCAACUGCAGGAGUUAUGGGACGUGGAACUACUCAGAGAAGCAUCGUUUCUCGGCAACAUCAACCGUGUUACUGCAAUUGGGACUGUCUUUGCAGUGGAGUUAUCAGUGAGCGAUGAAGCAUCGUCUGGCUAUGCCUCUUGGUCAAGCGCUGACAUCAUCCCAAAGCUCCGGCAAAAAGGGAUCUUUGCACGGCCACUUGGCAAUGUCAUCUAUGUGGUUGUCACGCCAACCACACCUCCUGGGAAAUGUUCAUGGCUUCUUCAGUCUGUGAUUGAUCUACUGAGAUCUGUAGAUUAGACGGAUCCAUGUUGAUUAGCCAUUCGUUGGGGUCAGGCGCACACCCGAAAGGGCGUCAUAUUUCAGGUCAACCAUUCAUUGAACGAGAGACACGCCCAGAAAGGUGUCAUGCUUCCCACAUAGCAAAGGGAGAGAAGGGGAGUGAGAAUUGAUUCAGGCCCACAAGGACCUGUUUUCUUUUUUUUUAUGGAAAAAGAAGAAAAAAAAAGAAUCAGAUGCACACCCAGAGAGAUGUCAUGUCAUGUUCCGGACAGAGCAAAGGGCGAGAAGAGGAGUCCAGAAGAUUAGUCCAAAACCUUCUAAGGCCCAAACCUCCAUCUCUCACAUUCUCUGUCCUCCUCGCCUUGCUUUACCCCCAAGAGGCUGUUGAUUAGCUAUACAUAUGGCAGUAGCCCUGCUGUUGCAUCUGCAUUCCUUCUUCUUCUUCUUCUUCUUCUUUUAAGGACCAAAAUUUUGGACCAUUUCUCGAUUUAUGUGUGUCCUCCUUGGAAAGCAGCGGUCAUGCUAAUCUUCUCUGUAUCGUUCCAAUUUUCCCAACUGUCUGCAUUCCACCAGCCUGCUUUUUCGACGAGCUUUGUGACGAAUAGCCCACUUCAUUUCUUGUAUGUGUCUUUAGCACUCUUUACUCUGAUUCGAUAGAACGUUACUUUUGUAAUCCAGGUCCAUCCCAUUGACCUGGGGGAGGUCCAUGUAAUCCAGGUCCAUCCCAUUGACCUGGGGGAGGUCCAUGUAAUUGGCUCUGAGUCAUCACUAUGCAAGUUCUGUAAACAAAACAAAUGGACGACA
This is a messenger RNA of Chara braunii, 4157 nucleotides long. The record is from the annotation of a GenBank genome assembly. NCBI's taxonomy places the organism in Eukaryota, Viridiplantae, Streptophyta, Charophyceae, Charales, Characeae.